UAAAUUAGUUUAUGAGGCAGAGGAUUGUUAGGAAACCUUUCCAGAGGAGGUGAUCUCUGAGUAAGGUUUUAAGGAAUGACUAGAAUUUGCAAGACAGACAAGGAAUGGAAGAGGGUUGGCAAGAGGGAGUAGUGUGUCUGUAGGCACUGAGAUAGUGCUACAGGGUGAAUGUUCGUUCGUAUCCUCCCACAAUUCAUAUGUUGAAGCCCUAACCCCCAAUGUGAUUGUAUUAAGAGGUGGGGUGUUGGAGAGGUAAUUAGGUUUGGAGAAAGCCAUGAGGGUGGAGCCCCAUGAUGAGAUUAGUGUCCUUUUAGGAAGAGGAAGAGACACCAGAGCUUUCUGUCUCUGCCUGUCAUGUGAGGACAUCACAAGAAGCCAGCUGCCUACAAGCCAGGAAGAGAACCCUCACCAGAACCUAGCCACACCAGCACCCUGCUCUCAGACUUCCGGCCUCCAGAACUAGUUUUAUAAAUGGACGCUGACAUGGACUACGAAAGACCCAACGUUGAAACCAUCAAGUGUGUGGUCGUGGGUGACAAUGCCGUGGGAAAGACGCGCUUGAUCUGUGCCAGGGCGUGCAAUACCACGCUCACGCAGUAUCAGCUGCUGGCCACCCACGUGCCAACCGUGUGGGCGAUUGACCAGUACCGCGUGUGCCAGGAGGUCUUGGAGCGUUCUCGGGAUGUUGUUGAUGAAGUGAGUGUUUCCCUCAGGCUUUGGGAUACUUUUGGUGAUCAUCACAAAGACAGACGCUUUGCAUAUGGCAGGUCCGAUGUUGUGGUCCUCUGUUUUUCAAUCGCUAAUCCCAAUUCCCUAAAUCAUGUGAAAAGCAUGUGGUAUCCAGAAAUCAAGCACUUUUGCCCUCGAACACCUGUUGUCCUUGUUGGGUGCCAGCUCGAUCUCCGCUACGCCGACCUGGAAGCUGUUAAUCGAGCCAGGCGCCCAUUAGCAAGGCCCAUAAAGAGAGGGGAUAUUUUGCCCCCAGAAAAAGGCCGAGAGGUAGCGAAGGAACUUGGCAUACCAUACUAUGAAACAAGCGUGUUUGACCAGUUUGGGAUCAAGGAUGUGUUUGACAAUGCAAUCCGAGCAGCGCUGAUUUCCCGCAGGCACCUGCAAUUCUGGAAAUCCCACUUAAAGAAAGUCCAGAAACCUUUACUUCAGGCACCCUUCCUACCUCCAAAAGCCCCUCCACCGGUCAUCAAAAUUCCAGAAUGUCCUUCCAUGGGGACAAGUGAAGCUGCCUGUUUACUGGACAAUCCUCUGUGUGCCGAUGUUCUGUUCAUCCUUCAGGACCAGGAACACAUCUUUGCACAUCGAAUUUACCUUGCUACCUCUUCUUCCAAAUUUUAUGAUCUGUUUUUAAUGGAAUGUGAAGAAUCCCCAAAUUGGAGUGAAGGAGCUUGUGAGAAAGAGAAGCAGAGCAGAGAUUUCCAGGAGCAGAUAUUGAGUGUCGACUCAGAGGAGGAAAGGGAGGAGGGCCCGCCUAGGACACCUCAGGCCGAGCAGUGGAAGUCCUCAAACAAGAGCCUAGUGGAGGCUCUGGGGCUGGAAGCCGAGGGUGCAGUCCCUGAGACACAGACGUUGGCCGACUGGAGUAAGGGGUUCAUUGGCAUGCACAGGGAAAUGCAAGUCAACCCCAUUUCAAAGCGGGUGGGCCCUGUGACUGUAGUCAGGAUGGACGCCUCAGUCCAGCCAGGCCCUUUUCGGACCCUGCUCCAGUUUCUUUAUACAGGACAACUGGAUGAAAAGGAAAAGGAUUUGGUGGGCCUGGCUCAGAUCGCAGAGGUCCUAGAGAUGUUCGAUUUGAGGAUGAUGGUGGAAAACAUCAUGAACAAGGAAGCCUUCAUGAACCAGGAGAUUACGAAAGCCUUUCACGUCAGGAAAGCCAAUCGGAUAAAAGAGUGUCUCAGCAAGGGGACGUUCUCAGACGUGACAUUUAAAUUGGACGAUGGAGCCAUCAGUGCCCACAAGCCACUGCUGAUCUGUAGCUGUGAGUGGAUGGCAGCUAUGUUCGGCGGGUCAUUUGUGGAAAGUGCCAACAGUGAGGUGUAUCUCCCGAACAUAAACAAGAUAUCAAUGCAAGCAGUAUUGGAUUAUCUCUAUACCAAGCAGUUGUCUCCUAACUUGGAUCUGGACCCGCUGGAAUUAAUUGCCUUGGCAAACAGAUUUUGCCUGCCACACUUGGUUGCACUUGCAGAACAGCAUGCCGUUCAGGAGUUGACCAAGGCUGCAAUGAGUGGCGUGGGCAUUGACGGAGAAGUGCUCUCUUACUUGGAAUUGGCUCAGUUUCACAAUGCCCACCAGUUGGCCGCCUGGUGUUUGCACCACAUCUGCACCAACUACAACAGUGUAUGCUCCAAGUUCCGCAAGGAAAUCAAAUCAAAAUCUGCAGACAACCAGGAAUACUUCGAGCGGCACCGCUGGCCCCCCGUGUGGUACCUGAAGGAAGAAGAUCACUACCAGCGUGUGAAAAGGGAACGAGAGAAGGAAGAUAUUGCACUAAAUAAGCAUCACUCGAGACGAAAGUGGUGCUUCUGGAAUUCAUCUCCCGCAGUGGCCUGAAGAGGAAGAGGAAAAAAAAUCGGUAAUCUGAUCCACCACUUUUCAAAGCACUACUGUAAAAUUCGUCUUAUUAGAGAUACGACAUAGUUCAGGUUUCAGACACUGACCUUCCUCCACUUUUGUGCAUUUAUCUUUGUUAGGAUCAAAGCACAAGCUCACCAUCAAUGAGCCUGGACAAAAAGGGAAGCUGACUCUCACUGCAUUCCUUAAACUGAUAUGUAUAUUUUUUUUUGUUAGGAGGCUUAAUAAACUUUAGUCUGUUAUUUUGUUUCUUUUUAUACAAAGAAAAAAAAUCCAGCUUUCAUGUUUCUGAUUCCAAAUUGGAAAAUAUUUUUAUAUGGUCUCUUGUAUUUUGUUGAAAUGAAAAUACUGUGUAUUACUUUAUUUUACAGGCCACAAUUGACUAUGAAGUCACCCUGUGAUUCUCUUUGCCCACAUGACCACCGAGCAUUAUUACGUAAUUAGAGGGUUAUCCUAUUGUUGUGAAGGGAAGGAGGGGACUGAAAUCCCCCAAAGUGCAAAUUAGAGAGUGUUUAAUCUUUUUUCUGUUGAAUAACAUCGGUGUAAUUACAAAGUCAACUCCAAGAAUGUGUAUUUACAAUAUUUGCCGUGUUAAGUGCUGGUAAUUAUAUGGUUAUAUGUGCCAUGUAAAAUAUAGUGAUAUCAAAUAUUCUGUUGUUUCCAAUGUCUAGUUGCAAGAGGAUAAUCUUUAUAAUCAUUAGAAGGGCUUAUUAAAUCCCAGCAUUAUCCAGGGCAAACUCACUGGUGGACCUGAAUACGUAAGAUACCAUUAGUGCGCUGGUGUUCCGAUUGCUGUAUUAGGGUUUACGUCUCUCAGUAUUCCUUGAACUUGCCAUGCUUCUGCAUGCAGAUUCUUCACUGACUUGAAUUGAGAUGGGCAAGGGAAAAGGUCCCUGGACUCCCUCCUGCCAUCUACAGGCUUGUCACAUCUCACCACCAGAAACAGGCUUCCUCAGGCUUCUCACCUGUGGCCAACUUCACUUUCUAAGACCCAUAUUUUUAACUCUUCCCAGGGAAGAUUCAUGUUUCUGCAGAAGUAGGCUAAGGCAGACCACCCACUUCUGCUGAAAUGCAUUGGGAGCCUGUGAAAGCACACAGCUGGAGGCUGGGCGCCUGCGUUCUCCUACACGGAAAGGAAUCUCAUUCCAAGAGUCUAGGAAAUGGUGCUAUUGUAAGUUAGUUCUGACUCUUUCUCAUUCUGAGUUUUCAGUGUUAAACUAGAAAGUGUGAGAGCAGGGGAGCUUUUGUGAGGCAGUCAGUCAUUGCUUCUCUGCAAAGUAAAAUGUUACAGCACACAUACACACACAGAGAGCAUUUCGAGGCCACAGCUCCACACCUGCCAUGGGAUGUUACGUGGCAGGGGAUGGGGCUCAUUCUGUUGGGAGGUCAAGUUACCAAUGCCAAGGGCUGUUGAUUUUGUUUUUAUUUUUAUUUUUUCUUCUAGCUUUUCAGAAGAUGGAAAUGAGACAGUUAAGUCCAAACCCCAAUGUUGACAGCCAUAUGCAUUUGCAAAUCUAUCUAGAUUACAGAUGGGCAUUUAUUACUGGCAGUGGAAACAUACCAGAUAGAAGAUCUUGGGAGAGGCCCAGAAAUGCAGCACCUUGUCAUGACAAAAGAGGAGGCAGCAGAGGAAGGAUAGUUACAAAUGCAUCCACCUUAAUUUUUUUCAAUAGGCUUGUACAUCUUAUUAAUGGAAGGAGAAAGGAGACAGGAAAGGAUAAAUGUCAAGAUGCAGAAGAAUUGACAUGUAUCCCAUCAUAAAAUGGUAGAAGUUGAGUUUUCAAUGAGUAGUCAUAGUUGAAUUUUUACAACCAAAGCUCCCAUUUGAUUGUAAUCUUGCCAAAAUGUAAUGGACAUAUAAAUGAACUUGGGGUAUAAGCAAUAAUAUCCACUAGUGUUGUUAUCAGCUGCUGUAACCAAGUGGCUGGUUCAUUUGGUUGAUGCUGAUUAUGGCCUUUAACCAUGGUGGUUUCUUGUGUGUUUUUUAUUUCACAAAAAGCCAAUAAAAUUGUUUAGCUAUAAAA
Molecule: messenger RNA, 4607 nt
Organism: Macaca mulatta (Rhesus monkey)
Lineage: Eukaryota; Metazoa; Chordata; Mammalia; Primates; Cercopithecidae
Gene: RHOBTB1
Product: Rho related BTB domain containing 1
Biological process (GO): small GTPase-mediated signal transduction
Molecular function (GO): protein binding; GTPase activity; GTP binding
Source: RefSeq, a predicted model, not a curated record